Molecule: messenger RNA, 349 nt
Organism: Symbiodinium necroappetens
Lineage: Eukaryota; Dinophyceae; Suessiales; Symbiodiniaceae
Source: the annotation of a GenBank genome assembly
GCUUUCAACAAGAUGGCAAUGGACCGGGAGAUCGUGACCUUCGGCCACGGCCGAAAGCGCUGCACUGGCGAGCUGCACGCGCGGUCACAGAUCUCGGCGCUGCUGGCUUCUUUCGUGAUGAGAUUUGACAUGGAUCUCGUCACCGACGAAGCAGACAACAGGAUGCCGGAGGACCACGACGGCCCCUUCGUUUUUGACACCGCCAACACCCUGAAGUUGGUCAACCUGCGCGCUAGAUCAGGCGAUGCCGGCCAGACGACGGCCGCCGCGGCCUCCGUGGCCGUCGCGGCUUUGUCAGGUCGGCUUUCCUCCGCCUCCGAAAACUCCUCGGGCUCCUCCUGUCCGUUUA